Molecule: messenger RNA, 2044 nt
Organism: Actinia tenebrosa (Australian red waratah sea anemone)
Lineage: Eukaryota; Metazoa; Cnidaria; Anthozoa; Actiniaria; Actiniidae
Product: pseudouridylate synthase 1 homolog
Biological process (GO): tRNA pseudouridine synthesis; mRNA pseudouridine synthesis
Cellular component (GO): nucleus
Molecular function (GO): RNA binding; pseudouridine synthase activity
Source: RefSeq, a predicted model, not a curated record
AUUUUAAAAUAAUUUUUGAACUAUAAAGUCAAGUUAUAAUAAUGUUAUUUUAGAUGAUAAAGCUUAUUCACAAGUUUAAGAUUUCGUACUCUAGAAUUUUAGGUUUUAUUUGUAAAGAAUCUAAACGAAUGGAAGGCUCUGAAAAUAACACGUGUUUGGAUCAAACACAAACAAAACCAUUGGAGAGUUCCAAUGAUAAUCUUCUGACGACGAGCCUGGCUGAGAAAAGACCGAUUGAAGAAGGAGAAGAAGGGCAAGAUGGAGGUCAUAAGGAAAAGAAAAUAAAGACUGAUGACCAGGAAUCAAAGGUAGACAAUUCAGUGGAGAAGACAAAUGAAGAUGUUCUUCCAAGAAAAAAGAAGUGUGCUCUACUACUGUCGUACUGUGGUGCUGGGUAUAAUGGCAUGCAAAUUAAUCCUGGGGUGAAUACAAUUGAGGAGGAAUUAAUAAAUGCAUUAUACAAGGCCAAGACAAUAACAGAAGAUUGUAAAAUCAAUCCUGGGAAGAUGUCAUUUCAAAGGUGUGCAAGAACAGACAAAGGUGUAUCUGCAGCAAGGCAGAUUGUUUCAUUAAAGAUGGUUCCACUGAAGAGUCUGAUUCCUAAGAUCAAUGAAUAUUUACCUCCUGAGAUAAGAGUAUUUGGAUUAACAAAAGUAACCAAAGCUUUUGAUUGUAAACUAAACUGUUCUGCAAGAACCUAUGAGUAUCUACUACCAACAUUUGCUUUUGCCAAAGAUUAUCAAACAACAAAAAAUUACAGGUUAACAGAUGAAAAACUAGCUGAAAUCAAUGAAGUUCUGUCUGUCUAUGUUGGUACCAGAAACUAUCAUAAUUUUACAUCUGGAAAGAAGUUUGAAGACCCAAGUGCCAUGAGAUACAUUAAAAGCUUUGUGUGUGGAAAACCUUUUAUGAGCAAUAACAUUGAAUUUGUAGUUUUAACUAUCAAAGGACAAAGCUUUGUUCUCCACCAGAUAAGGAAGAUGAUUGGUCUAGCAAUAGCAAUACUCAGGGGUGUUGCACCAAGGUCUACUUUUGAUUUGGCUUGGCUAAAACGGAAAGUUGAUAUACCCAAAGCUCCAGCUCUAGGGCUUGCUCUUGACAAAGUUCAUUUUGAUGCAUAUAAUAAGAGGUUUGGUUCUGACGGAAUCCACGACCCACUUGAAUGGGAGGAUGCCGAGGAGGACAUAUCCAAAUUCAAGGCUGCAUAUAUUCACAAGCACAUGAUUGAGACUGAAAUGAAAGACCACACUAUGAUGCGAUGGUUGAAUACGCUCAGCGGACAUACGUACAACAAUGAAGGGAUGGAAGAGAUCAAAUCCGCAAAGAAUGAGGAAGAAUCCGCAAAAAAUGAUGAAGAAUCCGCAAAGAACGACGAAGAAUCCGCAAAAUAUGACAAAGAAUCUCGAGAAGCUCCUCAAGAAGCUUCUGAAUCUGAAGACAAAAGUUAACAUGCAGUACAAACUGAAUCUUUACCACGAGUGACCCAACCUCGGCUCUUGUGGUUAGCUUCACCUUAUAUUUUUUUAUUAGGUUUCGUUAAUAUACAAGCUCAAUAUUCCACAUUUACUUCAAGGAACUAACUAGAUUCUAAAUUCCAAUUCGAUCUGGGGAAGAGAGUAAUCACUCCCAGCAUGAUGGACGAAAUCUAACCAUAAGAGCCGGGAGUUUGGACCGCCUAUGUCUUCACUAAGUAUAACUGUAACAGUUCGUAUAACUGUGAAGGAGAACUACAGACAUCAUGGUGGUGUUAUAGGAUAUACUUGAACCAAUAACAGCUCGCGAGGUUACUGCUCUUCCAAUAAGAAUGCUUGAAUCAGCCGUCUAGUGAUCACAACACGCCCCGUUUUCCACACUCACGCCAAUCAAUCUUGUUUAGCAAAAGACAAAACCAUUUCCAAAUCACUCGGAUGAUUUCAUUGAGCUUAGCUCCAGAGAAUUAUAAAGUCAAUGACAAUAUUUUAUCCAGGUUAUCUCGGGGAACGAGCGCAAAGAUUGUUGUAGUUGAUCAGGCGGCUCUAGUUGGGGAGUCUUCCUCUCCCCCCCC